Molecule: messenger RNA, 1536 nt
Organism: Salvia miltiorrhiza (redroot sage)
Lineage: Eukaryota; Viridiplantae; Streptophyta; Magnoliopsida; Lamiales; Lamiaceae
Product: pectinesterase-like
Exons: 4
Coding region: 1-1536 (511 amino acids)
Biological process (GO): cell wall modification
Molecular function (GO): pectinesterase activity; pectinesterase inhibitor activity
Source: RefSeq, a predicted model, not a curated record
AUGGUGGCCCUCCUCCUAGCGGCGUGCAUGGCUGCCGCGGUAAGCUCCAGCGCCGGAACCUCGGCGAUCUUCAAUAUUUGCGCUGUCACGAACUUCAAGGAGACCUGCCAAAAGAGCCUCGCCGGAGCCACCGGCACUCAACCUAAGGACCUUAUAAAGACGGCGCUCGACGCGGCCGCCGUGGAGCUUCACAGCGCCGUAGAGAGCGCGGCCACCUAUAGAACAGCAUCGGCGGACGAGAUGGCGCAGGGGGCGUUGAUGGUGUGUGAAGAGAUGCUCAACACCGCCAUCGAUGAUCUGAGAAGGUCGUCCGACAAAGUAGACAAGAUCGAAAUGGGACGGCUGAGCUACAACAUCGCCGCCGUGAGGAACUGGCUCAGCGCAGCCGUCACGCACAAGGAGAAUUGCAUUGAUGAGCUCGAGACCACCGCAGGCGAGAUCGGUGAGAAGGUGAAGGGGAUGCUGGAGACUUCGAGCGAGUUGUUGAGUAACGGUCUAGCAAUGAUCGCCAACACCGAACCAAAGCUACUCGGGGAAGAAAUUCCUCCUUCAGAUGCGGAUGAGGUGCCGUCACCGGCGGCUGUGGCUCAGAAACUGACGGUGGCUCAGGACGGCAGCGGGCAGUUCACGACCAUCAACGACGCCCUCAAGAGCUUGCCCCAAAUGAGCGACGCACCGGUUGUGGUUUUGGUGAAAGCCGGUGUUUACAAGGAGUAUGUUGUGGUUCCCAAGGGCAUGAACAACGUCGCUCUAAUCGGAGAUGGGCCGUUGGCCACCGUCAUUUCCGGCAGCAGGAGUAACGCUACUGGUUAUCGGACUUCUGACUCUGCAACUCUCACCAUCAGAGGAGAAGGGUUCUUGGCGAAGGACAUCGGAAUCGAGAACACCGCCCCGACGACCCAGGCCGUGGCGGUUCUAACCGCCGGCGACAAGGCCGUGUUCCACAACGUACACAUCGACAGCCUCCAAGACAGCCUCUACGCCAACUCGUACCGCCAGUUCUACCGCGACUGCCGCAUCAGCGGCACCAUUGACUUCAUCUUCGGCGACGCCAUCGCUGUCCUUCAGAACUGCGAAAUCGUGGUGCGCAAGCCCCUCCCCAAGCAGUACUGCACCAUCACCGCCCAGGGCCGGACGGAGAAGACCGGCGACGGUGUCACCGUGAUCCAAGGCGGCAACAUCACGGCGGAGGAGGCCUUCCUGAAUGCACAGCCGCCGGUGCAGGCGUAUCUGGGGCGGCCGUGGAAGCAGUACUCGAGGACGAUCAUCAUGCAGGCGGACAUCGGGGGGUUCAUCCAACCGCAGGGGUGGGCGCCGUGGAAUGCGAGCAACUUCGCCCUCGACACGCUCUUCUACGGCGAGUGGGCCAACAAGGGAGCCGGGUCGGAUCUCAGCAAUCGGGUCAAGUGGAAAGGUAUUCAGAAUAUGACGCUGGAGAUUGCGGAGAGCUUCACUGCUGGGAAACUGUUUGUGGAUGAUGAGUGGGUCAAGAACACUGGGGUUCCCUAUGUUGCUGGAAUGCUGCCUACCGCUUAA